Molecule: messenger RNA, 292 nt
Organism: Thamnophis sirtalis
Lineage: Eukaryota; Metazoa; Chordata; Lepidosauria; Squamata; Natricidae
Source: RefSeq, a predicted model, not a curated record
GGUCUCUGCGAUGAACUCGCCCUCGUUGAUGUCCUGGAAGACAAACUGAAAGGAGAAAUGCUGGAUCUGCAACAUGGAAGCUUAUUUCUGAAGACACCUAAGAUCAUAGCAGACAAGGAUUAUUCUGUGACCGCUAAUUCAAAGGUGGUGGUUGUAACCGCCGGUGUCCGCCAGCAGGAAGGAGAAAGCCGUCUGGACUUAGUUCAGAGGAAUGUAAACGUCUUCAAAUUCAUUAUCCCACAAGUUGUGAAAUACAGCCCAAAUUGCAUGAUUCUGGUGGUUUCCAACCCAG